CCACGACUGCAUAGCUUUUCUCCGUUGAUCCAUUGGAGGGAUGCCACAAGAGAUUUUAGUGAGACCUCAUGAAGAGGCCUACAUCAAGGCGCAUAAAGACGAACUGAAAAGAUUUCAUGGAAUGGAUCUGGUCUUCGAGGCUCGCAUGCGCUUCUUGGAGAUGCCUCCAGACGAGAGGGAGAAGCUGGCACCCAAUUGGAUCAACGAAGAUCAGCCGCUCUGGCACCAGGGCGGCGUUCCGUUGACAGCACUGAUUGAUGAGCAGCCAGACGUGCCAGUGUUGCUUCCAAUCACGGACUACUCCUUGCCACGGCGUCCGGAAACCGCGCCGGUGGGCGCCGACGAGCCGGCGCCGGAGCCCGUAAGCGGCCGUGGGGAGGCGGAGCUGCAGACGGUGCUGCAGGAGGUGGCGCAGCAGGUGACGCGGACGCCAGAACAAGAAGAACCUGAGUUCGCUCUCACGGUACUGGCAGAUACGCCUGAAAGACAGGAACGGCAGGAACGACCGCGUUUGGAGAAUCAGCAGACGGAUGUUCGUAACAUCUUGGAGCGCCAGCUGUUGGAGUGACUUCCGCCCAAGGCGCCUGCCAACUCCUUCAGCUUCCGCCCACGACGCGACGCGUUUGCAAUGUCGGCGCAGUGAAAAA
Messenger RNA from Cladocopium goreaui, 647 nucleotides. The record is from the annotation of a GenBank genome assembly. Lineage: Eukaryota; Dinophyceae; Suessiales; Symbiodiniaceae.